Messenger RNA from Psilocybe cubensis, 1086 nucleotides. RefSeq lists its product as uncharacterized. The record is from RefSeq and is a predicted model, not a curated record. Lineage: Eukaryota; Fungi; Basidiomycota; Agaricomycetes; Agaricales; Agrocybaceae. Gene Ontology annotation, cellular component: multi-eIF complex; eukaryotic translation initiation factor 2B complex; eukaryotic 48S preinitiation complex. Gene Ontology annotation, molecular function: ribosome binding; RNA binding; translation initiation factor activity. Bases 1 to 1086 code for a protein of 361 amino acids. The transcript has 6 exons.
AUGCGGUACUACGAACAAAGGUACCCCGAGGUCGACGAGCUCGUCAUGGUCCAGGUCCGCCAGAUUGCGGAGAUGGGCGCCUACGUCAAGCUGCUCGAAUACGACAACACAGAGGGAAUGAUUCUCCUCUCUGAGCUUUCCCGUCGUCGCAUCCGUUCCGUGCAGAAACUCAUCCGUGUAGGCAGAAACGAAGUCGUCGUCGUUCUCCGUGUUGAUAAAGAAAAGGGAUACAUUGAUCUCUCCAAACGCCGUGUCAACGCAGAAGACAUCGUCAAGUGCGAAGAGCGCUACCUCAAAUCCAAAACCGUCGCCUCCAUCCUGCGCCACGUCGCAUCCAAGAUCCCAUCUCUCUACGGCUCCUCCUCCGACGCUGCUUCCCCCACCGCCGACGCCCCGCCUCCCACCCCGGCCUCCGCGGAAAAGGAGAAGGAGAGCAAGCGCAGCGCACGCAAGGCGCGCCAGGCCGCGCAGGAAGAGGACGGCGGUGUGGCGCCGGCGGAGCAUGAUGCUGGUGGGCCAGGGGGCAACGAGGACGAGAAGCUCGAGCAGCUGUACGAUCAGGUCGCAUGGCCGCUCGGCAAGAUCUAUGGCCACCCCUACGAUGCGUUCAAACUGGCUCUGACCGAACCCAACACAGUCUUCGCACACCUCUCCCCGCCCCUCUCCCCAUCAACCCUUCAAAUCCUGCUCGCCACCAUCGCGCGCCGCCUCACACCACAGCCCAUCAAACUGCGUGCCGACAUCGAGCUCACAUGCUACACGCCCGCAGGGAUCGACGCCAUCAAGCGUGCGCUGCGCAAGGGCGAGAAGCAGAGCACAGACGCCGUGCCGAUCAAAGCCAAACUCGUCGCGCCGCCGCUGUACGUCCUCAGCACGAACGCAACUGAUAAGUAUGCCGCGGUGGAGCGGCUGGAACGCGCUAUCGAGUCUAUCCAAGGCUCAAUCGAGGCGCAGGGCGGAAGCCUGAUUGUGAAGAUGAAGCCCAAAGCCGUUUCCGAAACGGAAGAACACGAUCUCGCGCAGCUCAUGGCCAAAGCUGGCCAGGAGAACGCCGAGGUGUCGGGUGAUGAGGAUGACGAGGAGUAG